Messenger RNA from Papaver somniferum (opium poppy), 1293 nucleotides. RefSeq lists its product as uncharacterized. The transcript has a single exon. The coding region runs from base 1 to 1293 and encodes 430 amino acids. The record is from RefSeq and is a predicted model, not a curated record. NCBI's taxonomy places the organism in Eukaryota, Viridiplantae, Streptophyta, Magnoliopsida, Ranunculales, Papaveraceae. Gene Ontology annotation, molecular function: catalytic activity.
AUGAUGCAAUGUUCCUCUUGGGAUAUUAAGCAAAUAUGUGGUCAUAAGAAUGUAGGUUGGACUCUACAAAAAUCGUUAGGAAAUUCCGGUGGCAUGUUAAUUCUCUGGGAUAGAGAUUUUUUGGAAGUAAGUGAUUCACUUGUCGGUGACUACACGCUAUCAAUUUUAUGUACAAAUAAGAAUGAUAACUUCCAGUGGGUGCUUACAAACGUUUAUGGACCAAACAAUUCAGUGGAGAGGACUGAAUUUUGGCUAGAACUCGAUAACGUUUGUAGAUAUUGGAUUAAUAUUCCAUGGUGUAUUGGGGGUGACUUCAACACAAUUGUGAAUUGUGGUGAAAAAAAGAAUUGUAAGAGGAUUACAAGAAUUAUGAGAAAGUUCAACAAAUUUAUAGUUGAGCACGAUCUCAUUGACUUGCCUCUGAAGGGUGCAAGAUACACUUGGUCGAAUGGACAAUCAAAUCCGGUUAUGUGCAGGUUAGACAGAUUUCUCAUUUCCCCAUCUUUUGAACAACAUUACCCUUUCGUUACCCAGUUAGCUAAAGCCAGACCUACAUCCGAUCACAUUCCACUCCUUCUAGAAAUUUCUGACCCUUCCUGGGGACCUAGUCCUUUUAGGUUUGAAGCUAUGUGGUUCAUGGAGAAUGGUUUCUUACAAUUACUGGAAGAUUGGUGGCUUUCUUUUUGUUUUGCAGGUACACCUAGUACAGUGCUUUGGUUGAAGUUAAAGGCACUUAAGGAAAAGCUAAAAGUCUGGAACAAAGAAGUUUUUGGACACACAACCACAAAUCUCAAUAUCAUUCUCUCGGAUAUUCAAACUCUAGAUUUGCUAGGAGAAGAUAAUGUUCUCACAGAAGAAGAGCGAAAUGUGCAUCUACAAAAUAAAGAGGAAUUCGAAAGGAUUUCUAAAAUGGAGGAGACGUCAUGGAAAAUUAAAUCAAAAACCAAAUGGCUACAAGAGGGAGACCGAAACACUUCAUUCUUCAUCAGCAAUGCCUCUGCGAGACGUAGAUACAAUAAAAUAAGGAAAUUAUACGUCGAAAAUGAACUUGUGUCUGAUAGGAAGAGGUUACAAGAACAUAUUGUGGGUUUUUACAAGACACUUUUCACUGAAGAAGAAAUUAUUAGGCCUGAUUUAGAAGGGAUUGAUUUUGAUUCCAUCACUGCUACAGAAGCUAUUAUCUUAGAUUCUGAUUUUAAUGAAGAUGAGGUCGUACGUGCCAUCAGGGACUUAGGAAAUGACAAAGCUCCGGGUCCAGACGGAUUUCCAAUUAUUUUCUUUCAGAAGUGUUAG